CCAGGAGCAGCCGCGGCGCGGGGUGGGGCCGCACGCUCCCAGCUCCCCGCCCGAGGGCGCGCACAGCCCGGCGGCAGCGGCGCUGCCGGUGGAUGCGCCGGGCGGUCGCUCUGAUCGAUGCGCUCCGCGUCGCUUCCCUGCCCCCGAGCGCCAUUUUGGCCGCGGGGGCCGGAGGGAGAGAGGCGGCUGCGGGGAGUGGUGCGGAGCGAGACCCGCCCAGGUCUCGCUACGGCUACCUGGAGAAGAUGACAGAUCUGGUGGCUGUUUGGGAGGUUGCUUUAAGUGAUGGUGUUCACAAGAUUGAAUUUGAACAUGGAACUACAUCAGGAAAACGUGUUGUAUAUGUAGAUGGAAAGGAAGAAAUAAGAAAAGAGUGGAUGUUUAAACUAGUGGGUAAAGAAACAUUUACAGUUGGAACAGCCAAAACAAAGGCUACCAUUAACAUUGAUGCAGUCAGUGGUUUUGCAUAUGAGUAUACCUUGGAGAUCAAUGGGAAAAGCCUCAAGAAGUACAUGGAGAACCGGUCAAAAACAACAAAUACCUGGGUAUUAAGCUUGGAUGGUGUGGAUUGUAGAGUUGUGUUAGAGAAGGACACUAUGGAUGUCUGGUGCAAUGGUAAAAAAAUGGAAACAGCGGGUGAAUUUGUAGAAGAUGGAACAGAAACUCACUUCAGUGUUGGUGAUCAUGACUGUUGCAUUAAGGCUGUCAGUAGUGGAAAGCGAAGGGAAGGAAUCAUUCAUACUCUUAUAGUAGAUGACAGAGAAAUCCCAGAGGUUUUGGAGUAGCCUGGAGUUAAUCUGUUAUAGAAAUAAAGAUCAGGGAUUUUCAAUUACUGUGGUAAUUAAUGAUGUUAAUAUGUACUUCCAGGUACAUUUAGUUUGUGCUUUUUAUUUUCCGGUUACUGUAUAUGAAAUUAUUAUAAUCUUUUUGAGGACCAGAUGAAAAUAUCCAAUUAUGUACAGCCUCAGUUAUUACCAGUUCUUUUGUAAACUAUAUAAAUAUAUAACACUAAGUAUAAGGAGGGGAAGGUGGACUUAAAGAUUUCCUUGUAAGCAAUUCCUACUUGUUACAAUAAUAAAAUGCAAAAUAAAUAAGCAGUGCAAUAUUGAAUUUUGAGAAGUUUAACAACUGGAUGUGGUUUUCUUUUCAUGUUCUGCAUUCAACUGCUCUGCACAAGUUUUACAAUAGUACACCCAAGCGCUGAGCUGUUUUUUAUUGAUAAAUGUUUCUUGUAACAUGCUAAUGUCACUUUAAAAUUCCUAUGGUUGUAGUUAAGGCAAUAAAUAGCUAUGUAAUUGCUAAAGUUAAUAAAACAAAAUAUUGAAAAUUUAGAUAUUCCAUAUUUACAGCAACUAUACUAAUAUAUACAACUCUUAAGACUAAGGGGGGAGAGAAAUGUACCGUACAAAAAAGGGAAUGGACAGAAUGGACAAUCUCACUAGUUUGUCUAACAGCUGUACAUUAAAACUGUUGUAAUGAUUAAAUAGCUUCUGCAUUCAAAGUAACUAUUCACUUUUAAAAAUUCACUGUGGUGCCAAGACACUUUUUAAAUGAAAUAUUUUGAUGAAAACUGACAGUAAUAUGAAAGCUCCUACCAAUCCAGCAUUUAGCUAAACGAAACUUAAACCUACAUUGCUGUGUGAACAGGGGAAUACAUGAAAAAUCAAUGGAAAUUAAAUGGGGGAUCUGUUGGCCAAGUGGAAAAACUAAAUUAGGAGUGGAAUGUUUGUGUUUUCAAGCUUAUAGGAUGGUAUUAAACUGUUAAUUUUAACAAAAUAUAAAGAAAAAUUAUUUGAAAGUGCGCCUAGAGUACAUUAAAGAUGUGCUAACUCACAUAGUAUGUACUGAAGUCCUUUUGUGAGACACAAUAGCUUUAUAAAGCAUUGACAUCUUGUGCUUUAGGUUUCAGACUAGUGUGUCUAAUGCAUUACUAUAGUUAUUGGGAUGCCUUUUGUUCCACAUCCUGUUUUGUUGUAUUAAACUGUAACAAAAAUAAAAAUCCUUUGUCUGUA
Malaclemys terrapin pileata is the source of this 2012-nucleotide messenger RNA. It is a transcript of the gene FAIM, whose product is annotated as Fas apoptotic inhibitory molecule. Gene Ontology annotation, biological process: negative regulation of extrinsic apoptotic signaling pathway via death domain receptors; canonical NF-kappaB signal transduction; positive regulation of neurogenesis. The transcript has 5 exons. The record is from RefSeq and is a predicted model, not a curated record. The coding region runs from base 93 to 785 and encodes 230 amino acids. Lineage: Eukaryota; Metazoa; Chordata; Testudines; Emydidae.